UUAUGUAAUAAUAAUAGAGAAGAGAAAUUAGAGCACCAGUCUCUGUUGCUUUCUACUGGAGAUUUUAUCGCCUCUAUCUAAUCUAAAUAAACAAAAAAAAGGAGGCAUUUUUUUUUUCCUUUCAAGAUCAAAAUCAGCGUUUUUCGAGGCAGGUUAUCUCAUCCGGUCCUCAUUACUAAUGGGUGAUCCAGAAAAUGCUGCAUCAAAGAAGAGGGUUGCUGGGAGACAAAUUUCAAAGGAAAACCCCGAGCUCGAUGAUGAUGGUCCUGAACCAGAAAUGGGGACUUUCCAGAGAGCCAGUGAUGAAGUAUUAGCAACCAGGAAAAUUGUUAAAGUUCGACGCUCUCAACCUGCACCAGCUUCUUCCAAUCCUUUUGCUGCUCUUCGAUUGGUUCCACCAUCCGAUGCCAUUACCAAUGCUGCUGAUGCUACUGCUAAGCCUGAGAUUGCUAGUGAUAAGACGGAAGUAAAAGAUGGUGCUGAUGAACAACAAGGAAAAAGUGAAGAGAGUACAGGAACUGAAAUCAGAACUUCAGUUGACGAAUCAAAAGGAACAGAGGAUAAUGACAAGAGAGUUGAAGAGAAAACUGAUACAUCAUCUGUGAAGGUUGAUAGCAAUGUGGAUUCUGAAAAAGAUGUAAGAAAUGGAGAAGUGAAUAAUGAGAAAGCCGAAGAAGGAGAAGCUAAGGAUGAUGAAGAUGAAACUGGAAAGAUACCCAAUGAAAAGGAAACCGAAACUGACAAGGCUAGGAAAGAAACACCAGAAGAAGAUAACAAAGAUGGAGAUUCAGCCAAGCCAGCUGCAUCUUUUAGUUCGUUUCAACAGUUAUCUAGCAGCCAAAAUGCCUUCACAGGGCUCACGGGUACUGGAUUUGGAACCUCUUCAUUUUCAUUUGGUUCGGUAUCCAAAGAGGGACCAACUUUUGGUGCAAGUUCUGGGUCCUUUCCUUCUUUUGGGACUGGGGUCUCCAACAAUGGAAGUUUUUCAUUUCAACAGUCUGCUUCAAAUGUUGUUAAGAGUGAGAUACCAGCAAUGAAGGAGGUGCCCAUUGAAACCGGUGAAGAGAAUGAGAAGGCGGUAUUUACUUCCGAUGCUAUAUUGUAUGAGUAUUUGGAUGGAGGAUGGAAAGAGAGAGGAAAGGGUGAACUCAAACUGAAUGUUUCUAUGUCUGAUUCGGAGAAAGCAAGGGUUAUUAUGAGGGCUAGGGGAAACUAUAGGCUGAUAUUAAAUGCAAGUCUUUACCCAGAUAUGACACUUGCUAAUAUGGACAAAAAAGGUAUCACUUUUGCUUGCGUCCACAGCGCUGGAGAAGGGAAGGAUGGGCUUUCUACAUUUGCCCUCAAAUUCAAGGAUAGUUGUCUCAAGGAGGAGUUUCAAGGAGUUGUAGAAGCUCACAAAGGAAAGAAGGCUGCAGUACUGAAGACACCUGAGAAUUCUCCCAAGGCGUCCGAUGACUAAAAUGGAACAUAUUCUUCCUGUGGUAACUUUUUUCCUUUUCAUUCCAUUGUCUUGUUUGUGAUGUCUCAUUUAUUUUUUAGGUUUAGUCUUACGGGUUACAUGGAACUUGUCUGUUACUGAGUCAGUCUUAGCUCGUAGAUCAUAGUAAUUUAUUGUUCAAUAUUUGAGAGAGGGCUAAGUACAAUUCCUGUUGUGAUCUUGUGUUGUAUUGCCCAUCAUUUUGUUUUUGCGGAUUAUCUAAUACUAUAUGCUGUGUCGAAUUUCAAGAGGAACCAAUAGGAACAUCACAAGGUAUUGUGUAUGAAAUAGAAACUUCUCGUGCAUGUUUGAAA
This is a messenger RNA of Asparagus officinalis (garden asparagus), 1791 nucleotides long. RefSeq names its product nuclear pore complex protein NUP50B-like. Gene Ontology annotation, biological process: intracellular transport. The transcript is spliced from 2 exons. Gene Ontology annotation, molecular function: GTPase activator activity. Gene Ontology annotation, cellular component: cytoplasm; nuclear pore. NCBI's taxonomy places the organism in Eukaryota, Viridiplantae, Streptophyta, Magnoliopsida, Asparagales, Asparagaceae. The coding region runs from base 179 to 1459 and encodes 426 amino acids. The record is from RefSeq and is a predicted model, not a curated record.